AUGGAACUAGAAAAUAACACCCAAUUCUCAGAAUUUCUCCUCUUGGGGCUCUCAGAUGAACCAGAGGUGCAGCCCAUCAUCUUUGGGGUGUUCUUCUCCAUGUAUCUGAUCACAGUGCUGGGGAACUUGCUCAUCAUCCUGGCCACCGUCUUUGACCCCCACCUCCACACACCCAUGUACUUCUUCCUCUCCAACCUGUCCAUGUCUGACAUCUGCUUCACUUCCACCACUGUCCCUAAGAUGCUGCAGAACAUCCACCUGCAGAACCCAGCCAUCAGCUAUGCCUCCUGCCUCACCCAGAUGUACUUCUUUAUCCUUUUUGCCGAAUUGGACAUCUUCCUCCUAUCAAUCAUGGCCUAUGACCGCUUUGUGGCCAUCUGCCACCCACUACACUAUGCGGCCAUCAUGCACCCUCGCCUCUGUGGGCUGCUCUUACUCUUCUCCUGGAUCCUUAGUAUCCUGGACUCCAUGAUCCGGGCUCUGCUGGUGCUCAGACUGUCCUUCUGUGCACCUGCGAGAAUCCCUCACUUUUUCUGUGAGAUAAACCAGGUUCUACAACUCGCUUGCUCCAACAAUGUCCUCAACAUGGUCGAGAUGUACUUUGCCACGGUGCUGAUGGGCAUCAUUCCCCUCUCGGGCAUUGCCUUCUCCUAUUCCCGGAUUGUAUCUUCUAUCUUGAGAAUGGCAUCGACCAAAGGGCGCUACAAGGCCUUCUCCACCUGUGGGUCCCACCUCUCGGUGGUCUCUCUAUUCUACGGCACAGGCCUGGUUGUGUAUCUCAGUUCUGCAGCUACCCAGAAUGACAGGGCAAGCGCCAUUGCCUCCGUGAUGUACACUGUGGUCACCCCCAUGCUGAACCCCUUCAUCUACAGCCUGCGAAACAAGGACAUUAAGGCGGCCUUGAGAAGUCUCCUAAGCAGUGCAGCUCUCAAGCAGUGA
Suncus etruscus (white-toothed pygmy shrew) is the source of this 939-nucleotide messenger RNA. RefSeq names its product olfactory receptor 7A5-like. Gene Ontology annotation, molecular function: G protein-coupled receptor activity; olfactory receptor activity. Bases 1 to 939 code for a protein of 312 amino acids. The transcript has a single exon. Gene Ontology annotation, cellular component: membrane. NCBI's taxonomy places the organism in Eukaryota, Metazoa, Chordata, Mammalia, Eulipotyphla, Soricidae. Gene Ontology annotation, biological process: G protein-coupled receptor signaling pathway. The record is from RefSeq and is a predicted model, not a curated record.